AUGUCGUCCUUGGCCGCUCAACUGCAGGGCAUUGCCUCGCUGGACGCUUCUCGUCUGACCUCACGAACCGGAGCUCCGACCUCAAAGUCAUACCUAUUUCCUCCUAAAGUAGCGGCCGAUCAUGACCUGGACACGAUCUACGCUCUGGGACUCUCCGGAUACGAAGAGCUGCUGGCUUUGGACCCUUCUUUUGAGGAGUUUGAGGACGAUCUCUUCUCUGAGCAGGCUAAGCGGACAGACCGAAUGAUCUUGAACGCAGAGGAGAACCAGAAGCUCGAUGCUGUCCUUGAGCGGUGUCUUUGGCGAUUGAGUAGAUGGAUCGGUGUCAUGGCAGGAGGAAGGUGUAUCGAAUGGCUGGUCAGACGUUUCAGGGUACAUGAAAUGAACGCCGAAAUCGUUCUGCAGGUCUUCUACCCCUAUCAUUCCACGCCGAACUUUGCUCGAAUGCUUGCCAUACUUUCGAUCCCAAACCAGUCAGCAUACCACGCCCCAUUCAAUCCUCUGGGCAAGGAUGCGCAAGCUGUUCCUCGAUCAUACAUCGCCGCGGCCAUCUCACCAGAGAAGGAUCGCUCCCUUCGGUUGCUGGAGGAUGUUCUGAGCCUUCUCAAACGAGCACAUAAAGAGGGUGCGCUCUACCGCGGCUUGAUGACUUUCUGGUCCGGCACGCUAGUCGAUCUCCUAGAUCGUUAUCAGGCUGGGAAGAAAGUGCUAGAGGGCCUAGUCAAGCUUCUGGUGGAGAGCUUCGUGGACAUUCUGACCAUGAAGAAUGGUGGGCCGGACCUCAAUGCAUCCAUUUAUCCGCCUUUGAUUCUCCUGACCCGGACGGUCCGGUUGGCCGAUGAAGUCUUUCUUGUUUUGUUGGACGCCAUAAUGACCCCGAAUACCGGCGCAGAUCCGACUCAAAGGGUAUUCACUCUACUGUUCGUUCUGGAAGACCGGGGCGCGUGGACUUUGGAGCUUGGAGAACAGGGCGUCGAGAAACUUGGCAGGGUCAAGCAGCUCGGAGAAAUCCUACUGGGCGCCAGGCAGCGAUACGGCUUCGAUAAUGCUUUGGCUACCAUUCUCCGGAUCAUGUCCUCGAACGAUUCUUUCGCACCUCACCUUGACAAGUUGAUCGAUAAUAUGGAGCUAUCAGCGCCGCUGGUUGAGGUCGUUGCCACAGGGCUCGCCAAACACUCAUCGGCUGAGAGCGAGGAUCUGCUGGGCAAGCUUCGCGAAAAGUACCCAGCGAUUGUCGACAGGGUUGUCACCGUCCAGCAAGGCGAGAACCAUCGUCAGGAGAUGUCUACGGUUCCAAAAACUGAGAUCUUCGGAGCCGAUGUCGCAGCUCGUAUCCGGGGUGUCAACGAGCUCUUCGCGAACCAGAACCAGCAAGAUUCGGAUACGGUACGAGAAAUCAUCCUUACUCGCUUAAGAUAUGAUGAACCGGAAGUGUUGAGUACUAUCUACAAGCACACCGACGGACUGUCCUCCAUUUUGAAGGAUGACUCUUCAUAUCUUGAUGCGGUGGCGCCUGCCUUCAGUGGACACCGCACUGAUGCACGAGUCGCCCGGGUUCAUCUAGCGUUCGCCUGCAAUCAAUACUGCUCCUCAAACGACACCAGGAUCGACGUUUUCAAACGCCUCAUCUUUCCGGCAUUGCUGGUUCAGUCUGAACCAGCGUUGCUCGACGAGGAUUGCUGGAGCGUGAUACAGAAUUCAAGUUGGGGAAAAUUGAGCUUGGCCAGAGCUUGUCAUGGGUUCUCGCAGAGCGUCACGCCAGAGACCCUUCAAUCAGCUGCGCAGGAGCUUUCCGGAGCCAUCAUCAAGUCUGAGACGCACAGAGAUCUGAUCGACUUCGUGUUCACUCAAUUGAGCUCAUCGCAUACCCCUUCAAAGCUGCUUGCGCACUUGAUUUUGAUAUGCCUCAUCAUCACGACGUCUGAGUCGGAGCUUGGCCAUCGCACUCUGUCAUACCUCUCGAGGCUUCAAACCGAUAUCAAAUACCAAGAUAUAGGCGAGUCAACCGACCCAAUGUCCCCCUUACUCCUUCGGGCUGUGUGCGAGCGGCCACGGGACAAAACGACAGCGACACGAUUGCAACUUGCUUUAUACGCUGCUCUGUCGACUAUAAAGCGAGUAGAAACAAACGACAUCUCAAUCGUCAAUCCUCAGUUUCAGGGAAUCUCUUGUCAAACGUUCGCGACGUCGCUCUAUGCCCUGUCAAAUUCGGACAUUCUGCCUGUCCAGCUCUCUCAGGCUAUCCUAAGAUCGGUUCUUACUCAGCUACGGGACGAUGCUUUGAUCUUCCUGGCGUCAGUCUGGACGGCUGGGCCUCGACACGCCCGAGUGGCAGCGCUGAGACAUGCGCUAAGCUAUCUAAACGCUCAGUCUUCCAGCGGCAGGGAGAAACUGGACUUCCAAUUGAUCAUACCGGCUUUGCUUGUGGCCAUGCAGGACAAGUCUAAAGACGUCAGAACUGCCGCCGUAGGUCUCCUUGAGAAGGUAUCGGGUGUGGUGGAGGACGGAGGCUCGGAGACCUACGCCCUGAACUCAAUUUACGGAGCCCGAUCAGAAAAAGUACAAUUGCUGCGGCAGUCUGAUCUUAAGGUCUACCUCGAGAGUCUCACCGCCCAAUCGGCAGAGAUCAUUCUAGAUCCUGGGCACCUGAAAGUUGUCCACGCAAAACACCUGGGAGGACAUCAUGGCAGCACGCGCAAAAACUCGACUCACCGUCGUGCGGUCAUCUCAGCUCUCGCAUCGCAUAUUCAGGCAUGGUCGAGCAUUAACGCUCGAUUGGCACUGCUUUCGAGUCUGGAAGAUAUACCAGAUACGACCGUCUUUGAGGAGAUUUUGCCACUCCUGUCUAGCUCGCAGGAGCUCGAGUGGGUGUCUGGCCUUGCGUUAGAGAGUCGAGCACGAUACUUGGGACUCCUUUUCAAGACAUUGACUCGAAUGACGAUGAGUCAGCUCACAGAAGAGAGCGCUGGCUGGAUCUGCUUGCGUGAUCUGCUUACCCAGCAUGGUGACCUCGCUCCAGUCUUGCGUUCUUUGCUGUUCAAGAGACUGCAAAUUGGCGUCUUUGAAGGCCUCCGCUCACAUCUGAAAGUGUUGUUCGUCACCGCCCUACUUGAUUCUUUGCACGAUGAGCACAAGCAUGACUCCGUUGAGACCGUGGAAGCACUUCGCACCUUAAAGAUGGACUCUCCAUUGCUGCAAGAGCUAUUGCAGAACCUAUGUCAAGCAAUGGAGACAUCGCACAAUAGAAAGAGGCAGAAGCAAGAGACGAAGUCUCAUGCUGACAAAAGCGAACAAAGUUUGGACGAUCUCACAGUCCUCAUCGACUCUCGAGAUUGGAAUGCCAUUCCUGGACCCGCUGCACCCCUCGUUGCGACACUGAUGAACGUUCUCUCAUCCCUUUUGGCGAAGAGACAAGGUGUCAAGAAGGGCAUCGAUUACCUGGAGCAGGAGAUUCUUGGGGCUAUCUUGUCCUUACUGGAGGCACUGACCGAUGCGGAGGAACUAAACAAAGCUCAUGUUGGGAUCGAAGUUAUCAUUAAGGUCAUCCGCGCCUCGAACAACCCGCGAACAUCUCAACGGUCUCUUUUGGUCAUCUCUGAGCUCGCCCGUUUCAUCCCUGAAUCAGUGCUGCACAACGUCAUGCCCAUCUUCACCUUCAUGGGAGCCAGCGAUUUUCAGCGAGAUGACGCCUAUAGCUUCAGCGUUGUUGAAAAAACCAUAUCCAAGAUCAUCCCUGUCCUUAUAUCUUCACUCAAGACAAAGGAUCUGGAUAGGUUGGAGCUAUACAAGGAGGCUCUACCCAUUAUGAGCAUCUUCACGGAUAUGGCUGGUCGACUGCCGAGACAUCGAACUCUGCCAUUCUUCAUUCACCUCGUCAAAUCUCUCGAUACCGGAUACUUCCUUCCUGCCAUUGCAAUUCUUCUCGUCGAUCGAGCGACCACUAAGAGCGGAAGAGGUGGACAGUCAUCAGCUCUGGCGUUGGAGCUCCCAAUUAGUGUCACAACGUCAUUUUCCAUCGAGGAUCAGUUGCUGGCCCUUCAAGAAGUCGUCAAGGAGACUCGUCGACUAUGCCACGCGCCAGAUACCGCUUUGGUUUCGCAGAACAACCAAGACAAUCUUGCGGAUCGCACGACGAAGCAGAUCAACGCCAUGUUAUCCUUCACGCUCACCCUUCUAAGCCGAUUGGCUGGCAAGUCCUGCGAUCAAACAGUCGUACAGGAGAUUGUAUCGUCCCUGGUCGAACUCGCUGGACUCGACCGGGAUGGCGUCACUCAUAUCGAGCCUGUUCUGGCCGCUGCGAUGCAGCUACUGUCAGCGGACAACUUUUUCAAGGUUGUCCUUGCCGCCAUUGCGUCCAACGACAACCAAUAUUCCGAGAUGGGUCUCAAAGUAUUCAACGAGCGGCUUCCGCUCGUCAAGACUGAAGUCAGAUCACGUAACGCCUCCGUCCUUGGCGACAUCGUCAAAGCUGCCAGCGAGCGUCUCUCAGAUCCAGUCACCGUCAGCUCCGCGCUUGCCGCUAUUCAAGCUGUGGUCGUCAGCGCAAAGGACAACUCCGAAGAUGUUUACUUUGCUCAGGUUGUGCCGAGCCUUCUCAAAAUCAUCUCCAACCUUCAGGGCAGACAUCUCACCGUCGCAUCACUUAAUCUCCUCGACGCCCUUGUCAAGCAACUCGGCUCGAGGAUCAUACCUUCUAUUCAGGGUAUUGUCGAUCUUGGCCUUAAACUUCUCCAGUCUUCGUCCGAUACGAUGAUGCGGGAGACUACAGGUGUGCUGGGUACUCUGUUGAGUACGGUUCCGACCUUUAUCUCAUCUAAGCAGAUGCACUCUGUACUCGCCACCUGUCUGGAACAUUACAAUAGGGAUCCUACGACAAUGGCUGGACUGAUGUCUGUCACCGCGAAGAAAGUGCCUACAAAGUCGCUAUUCCCAAUCAUGAUGGAAAUGUGGAAGUCGGUCAAGGAGUCGCAACUUAUACCGUUUUUCGAAGUCUUGAGAUUGGCACUGAAGAAUGCCGAUCGACCGGGUCUAGCCACUCUAACCAAGAAGACCUUUGCGCUAUUCCUAGAGGUCUUUGAUUUGCCAUGGAAGUUGGAAAGCAAGGCAUUUGAUCAAGACGUCAUUGACACCAUCGAAGCAUCCGCGAUUUCCUCCUUCCUGGAAUUUGUGACUAAGCUCAACGAAGCGACCUUCCGACCACUGUUCACCAGACUCUUCGACUGGUCAGUCAUUGAUCUAGAAGGACAGGAUGAGCAACAUCUCAUCCGGCGCAAGGUCGUUCUGUUCAAGGUCAUGCUCGGUCUGCUUCAGCGCUUCAAAAACUUGCUUUCGCCGUAUAUUGGUAUCUUAUUGCCCCACGUCCAAGAACUUUUGGCGUCUUUCGCAUCAGGCGACCUGACCGACGUUCGACUCUGGCAACUGGUGUUGGAGACCAUGGGCAAAUCUUUCGCAGUGGACGAUGGAGCCUACUGGUCGGAUGGGUCUGUACUCAAGAUCAUCCCCUCGCUCGUGCCACAACUGGGCGCAGGUACCAGACUGGCUAUUCAGAGCCAAGCAGAUCGAUCUGUAUCUCAAUGUUUGGCCUCCCUGGCUGAAAGCACGACAUCGGAAACGGUCCUCAAAGCGCUCAAUACCGCUAUCUGCCUCCAGACACGGGACGACGAUGCUCAGGUUCGAAUGGCUGCAUUGCACGCUCUGGACGGCAUUUGGGAAGUUCAGGGCGAAGAAUUGGUGGCUUUCGUUGCUGAGACUGUUGGCGAUUACUUGUCAGAGCUGCUCGAAGAUGAGAAUAGCGAUGUGGUGGCAAUGGCUAGGAGAGUUCUGGGCAGGAUCGAGAAGGCUUCCGGAGCAGAUGUUGAGGAGUAUCUUGAGUGA
This is a messenger RNA of Kockovaella imperatae, 5874 nucleotides long. RefSeq lists its product as hypothetical. The transcript is spliced from 15 exons. Gene Ontology annotation, molecular function: snoRNA binding. NCBI's taxonomy places the organism in Eukaryota, Fungi, Basidiomycota, Tremellomycetes, Tremellales, Cuniculitremaceae. Gene Ontology annotation, cellular component: 90S preribosome; small-subunit processome; t-UTP complex. Gene Ontology annotation, biological process: positive regulation of transcription by RNA polymerase I; maturation of SSU-rRNA from tricistronic rRNA transcript (SSU-rRNA, 5.8S rRNA, LSU-rRNA). Bases 1 to 5874 code for a protein of 1957 amino acids. The record is from RefSeq and is a predicted model, not a curated record.